AUGUCCAAAUCGUCGGCCACUUCCACCGCGUCGUGUCCGCCACUCAAACCCGACGACUAUUCCCACAGCCCGGUCCACUACGCCGUCGUUUUAGCAGACCACACCACUCUCUCCCGAAUCGUCGCCGCCCUUCCCCGACUCGCUGAUCCCACUCAGAUCCACACAGAGUCCGACUCGCUCUCUCAUGAACGAACCGCCGACCAGAUCUCAGCCGUACUCGACCGCCGCGACGUCCCCUACAGAGAAACGCCCCUCCACCUCGCUGUACGACUAAACGACGCCGUCUCCGCCAAAAUACUUGCCUCCGCUGGCGCUGACGUCUCCCUUCAGAACUCCGCCGGCUGGAACCCCCUGCAGGAAGCCUUGUGUCGCCGGAGCUCCGACAUAGCUCUAAUUCUCCUCCGCCUCCACCAUCGCUCCGCUUGGGCCAAGUGGCGCCGCCGCCUGCCCCGUGUCAUUGCCGUGCUCCGCAGAAUGCGAGACUUUUACAUGGAGAUCUCGUUCCACUUCGAAAGCUCGGUCAUUCCCUUCGUCGGUAAGAUCGCUCCUUCCGAUACGUACAAGAUCUGGAAGCGCGACGGGAACUUGCGAGCCGACACGUCGUUGGCCGGCUUCGACGGCCUGAAGAUCCAGCGCGCCGAUCAGAGCUUCCUUUUCCUCGGCGACGGCGAUCAAAGCCACGACGUUCCCUCGGGAUCGUUACUCGUCUUGAAUCGCGACGAUCGGAAAAUCUUCGACGCGUUCGAGAACGCAGGGUCUCCGAUGAGUGAGUCCGAUAUUGCCGGUUUCUGCUCCCAAACGAGCGUGUAUCGGCCCGGCAUGGACGUGACCAAAGCCGAGCUCGUGGGAAGGACCAAUUGGAGAAGGCAGGAGAAGACGGAGAGCGUCGGAGAGUGGAAAGCUAGAGUUUUUGAAAUUCACAACGUGUUGUUCAGCUUCCGCUCUAGAAAAGUCGCCAAUGGAGAUGCUGACGUGGCAGGGAGCGAGCAGGUGCUUCCUCUUGAGCUAGACGAAGACGACGAUGGGUUUUUAGUGGCGGAGAAUCCAAGCUUUGGAAUUCCGGACGGUCGGAGGCACAGUAGUUUUGUGAGGGAAGACAGGGAGUUCGCGGCAUUGGGAAGAAAAAGCGUCGACGUAUCGUCAAUGGCCGCGGCGGCGCCGCCAAGGAGGUCUAUGGCCGCUCCGCCGAGGAGAUCCAUGGCGGCAGCUCCUCCGAGGAGGUCCAUGGCGGCAGCUCCGCCGAUGAGGCCCAUGGCGGCAGCUCCGCCGAUGAGGCCCAUGGCUUCAGCUCCGCCGAUGAGGCCCAUGGCUUCAGCUCCGCCGAUGAGGCCUAUGGCUGCGGCGCCGGUGCAGACUAAAGAGAAAGAGUACGUGAGGAGCUUGAGGCCGUCUGUAUGGUUAACGGAGCAGUUUCCGCUGAAGACGGAGGAGCUGUUGCCGUUACUCGACAUUUUGGCGAACAAGGUGAAGGCAGUGAGGAGGAUGAGGGAGUUGCUCACCACCAAGUUCCCGCCAGGAUCUUUUCCGGUGAAGGUGGCGAUACCGGUUGUCCCCACAGUGAGAGUGGUGAUAACAUUCACUAAGUUCGUCGAGCUCCCGCCAACCGAGCAGUUCUUCACUCCAAUGUCAAGCCCCAGACAGUUUAUCCACGAAGGACGAGGCCAGCACCAACAUCUACAGCAGGAGGAGGAGGAGGAGGAGGAGCACAAGUACAAGUCACAGAAACCAUCAUCCUUGUCGUCGUCAACGUCAUGGCUGAGGCGGAGCAGCAGCCAGUCGGGGUCGGGGAGCAAGCAGAACCACCAGCCCCAACGCGGUGCUCCACCAGCGGCGCAAGACUCGUCCGACCCUUUUGCCAUUCCUAGUGGCUAUACGUGGACAAGUAUCGAGGACAAGUCUCGUAAGAUGAGGAAAUCCAAGUCCAUCAGGAGAUCCAAGUGA
Molecule: messenger RNA, 1941 nt
Organism: Prunus armeniaca (apricot)
Lineage: Eukaryota; Viridiplantae; Streptophyta; Magnoliopsida; Rosales; Rosaceae
Source: the annotation of a GenBank genome assembly